AUGGAUGAGUUUCCCGAAUUAGGAGCUCCUAGUCAAGGAAGUUCACAAAAUACAACUAAUAAUAACCAAAGUAGAACCUACUCAACAGUCGCCGCCCAAAAUAAAUUUAAUUUACCAUCAAAAAAACAAGCAAUAGUUUUCUCUGCCCUAGAUAACACUAAAGUGGAAGAAUAUUUAUAUGCAAUUGGAAACAAAAUCCAACCCCAAAAUAUUUUGUUCAUAUCUCGCAUCUCAAAUAACCGAAUAUGCAUCUAUUUAUCAAGUGAAGCAAUCGUAGAAAAAUUCCUAAAUACAGAUAAUGGAUCAGUAGUAGUUAAUCAACAAAUCAUUCAAGGCCGUCGUCUAAUAAAUGCCAACGAACGACUAAUUAUCUCUAACGUUUGUUUGACAAUUCCUCAUUUAGUUAUCGAAGAUGCUUUGAAACGAAUUGGACUAUCACUUGUAACUACCUAA
Psylliodes chrysocephalus is the source of this 453-nucleotide messenger RNA. NCBI's taxonomy places the organism in Eukaryota, Metazoa, Arthropoda, Insecta, Coleoptera, Chrysomelidae. The record is from the annotation of a GenBank genome assembly.